AUGGGAAGUAGUUCAUCCACCCAGCACCACUUUGCGUUUCAGAACGCUGAGAAAGCCUUCAAGGCCUUGAUCCAGCGAUGGUACCGGCGCUACAUGGCCCGCCUGGAGAUGAGGUGGCGAUGUACCUGGAACAUCUUCCAGUCUAUAGAGUAUGCUGGACAGCAAGAUCAGGUCAAGCUCCAUGAAUUCUUCAGCUGCCUUGUGGACCACUUUACUCCCAGUAGCCUCCACGAGAGAGACUUCCUGAACCGCAUGUUCACUGAGGAGAGAUUCGCCCAGGAUGUGGAGACAGAGGAGGGUGGAUAUUUUGAAUCCAUAGAGGUGUCCGACAGCUACACAGGGCCAUGUCUCUCCUUCCCACUUCUUCCUGACCACGCCACUGCCCUGGUGGAAGCUUUCAGGCUGAGACAAUUCCAUGAAGCCACGAUUUAUAAUGCUGUCAACAGCUCAAGCUGGACAAGGAUCACCAUCCAGCUGCCGGACCACGUCUCCUCAAGGUGUGUUGUCUUCAGAGGUAACGACUGCUCUGUCUUCAGUCACGAGCUUCCUAGUUACAUUAAAGAUAAUUUUGAAUCAGCAAGAGUCACUGAAGCCAACUGGGAAACAAUUCAGGGUGGUGUCAUCGGAAGUAGCUGUGGGCAGCUGGUGCCCUAUGCCCAGGAAGACUCACUUUACUUUAAUGGUUGUCAGAUAAGGCAAGCUGCCACCAAGCCACUAGAUCUCCCUCGAGCAAGGAAAAUUAUCUUUGUCUUGCAAAUUGGGAGCACAGCACAGACAGACAGUUGCAACAGUGACCUCAGCGGCCCCCACACCGUAGACAAAGCAGUGCUGCUGCAGUACAGCGUGAACAAUGGCAUAACCUAACACGUCAUAGCUCAUCACCAGCUGAAGGACUUUACACAAGCUCAGCGGGUGUCUUACAACGUCCCCCUAGAAGCAUGGAUGAAAGGGGUUUCACUGCACUGGUGGCAACCAUGCCACAACAGAACAGGCCAUGAUCAACGGGCUCUGGACCAUGUGGAGGAUGUCCUCACUCGCAAACAAAAUUACACGAUGCAUUUUUCACGACAACAUGGGCUCAGGCACUUCUACAACAGAGGAUGAAGGUCGCUUAGGCGAUGCCCAUGA
Grammomys surdaster is the source of this 1128-nucleotide messenger RNA. RefSeq names its product protein phosphatase with EF-hand domain 2 (gene Ppef2). Gene Ontology annotation, molecular function: lipoprotein particle receptor binding. The record is from RefSeq and is a predicted model, not a curated record. Lineage: Eukaryota; Metazoa; Chordata; Mammalia; Rodentia; Muridae. Gene Ontology annotation, biological process: neuron migration; central nervous system development.